AUGCUCGCGCAGUGUACACGCCUUCAGACCGUGCAUCUGGCGGAUAUCCAAAUUGAAAGACCAUCAUUUUGCAACACGUAUGCAAGUGUCGAGAAGGAUGUCGAGAAGGCUGUUGGAGAUCUUGCUCUCCUGUUCACACAAUCGAUACAUCGACUUCGCAGGCUCACAAUCACUGGCAAUCCCGUGCCAGAGCCCGGUCUCUCUCUCGAACCUGAAUUUACACUCCAACUGGAUAGGGCGGGCUACAAAUUUGAAUGGAACUGGAGAACGCCCCUGGGCUCCGUCCUUCCUGCAGAGUCUUUUCCUCCAUUCAAACGCAAGCAUGGCGUGCCAUGUUUGAGCCUCGAGGGAAAAGAGCGGCUUGAAUCUGCUUGGCACAGCCUUUGCAGCAAUGAUCAGGAGCAAAAUCCUAUCAACCAGAAACAUCUUCAGGAGUGCUACCAAAGAACCCGGCUUCGCGUCUUUGGUGAGUCACGAUGUGACCUCGAUAAGACCCCCUUUGUGUCGGGGCGGACUCGCGCCAAGCAGCACAUGAUGGCCGAUCCAGCUCAACUUGAGGCUGCCUUUGCCAAAGAUCAAAAUCCGUUUAAUAGGAACAAGUCAUUCGUGCAUAUUACCGACAUGCGACUCCAGAGCGACGGGGUAACAAUCGAAGUCUGCAGCAUGUCCAAGGACGGCUUGUUGAUCUGGAGCACACUCGAAUCACGCCUAAGCGUGUACGACGAAGACGGCGAAAUCUUCUUCAUGAUGAGCCUCUUUUCACACAUUGAUUGCUGGUGUAAAGUAAGCCUACACGCCAAGUUGAACGUCGCGCCGCAUUUACUGCUUGACUUUGUCAAGGAUCGCGCAUGGGUGAACGAAGCUGCAGAGCGAGAUGCCCUACGGCGCAUCACUGUGACGCAGCGCACAUACGAGAGCACCAUGGCCGAAGCACAAGCAGUAGAAUUCUUCACGUCAGACAGCUUUAAAGCAAUCUGGAGCAGCAAGCAUCAGUAA
Molecule: messenger RNA, 996 nt
Organism: Purpureocillium takamizusanense
Lineage: Eukaryota; Fungi; Ascomycota; Sordariomycetes; Hypocreales; Ophiocordycipitaceae
Exons: 1
Coding region: 1-996 (331 amino acids)
Source: RefSeq, a predicted model, not a curated record